Messenger RNA from Saccostrea cuccullata (small rock oyster), 515 nucleotides. RefSeq names its product multiple epidermal growth factor-like domains protein 10. NCBI's taxonomy places the organism in Eukaryota, Metazoa, Mollusca, Bivalvia, Ostreida, Ostreidae. The transcript has 4 exons. The coding region runs from base 160 to 432 and encodes 90 amino acids. The record is from RefSeq and is a predicted model, not a curated record.
GUCAUCGAGAAACACGGAAAUAAUUUAUUAGUAUUCAAACUUAUCUCCUGAAUAGCACUUAAAAUAUUGAAGAAAUGAGUCUGAAAGAUGUUUUCUGAUCUACAUGCUAUUUAAAUUUUCUUUUGGAUCUUGAUAGACUGUCUUUCGAGUGUUCUGAACAUGAACAACUGUCAUGGGAAUACCCAUGGUUGCUGUGAUGGAUAUUUCCGGGAUAGAAACGUGGGGGCUUGUGUCAAAUGCCCAAAAGGAUAUACAGCCACAAACUGCUCUGAAAAAUGUAGGUACCCAAGCUACGGAGUGGAGUGUCAACUCGAAUGUCAAUGUAAUGAGACGGAAUGUCACUACAGUACUGGCUGCAUGAAUAUUUCUACAGAAAAUUUAAGAAUGUUGUAUCAUUACUAUGCAGCAACAACAUUUCUUCGAAAUAACUAGGAUUGUCUAAACUUCAAUGUCUACUUAUUGGCCUUUUAUAGUAUUUGAGGUUCUCUUAUAUGAAAAAUAUACCGGGCUGACAU